CCCGGCAGGACACGAGUGGUGGCAGCUAUUAAUAAAGCGCGAGGAGGGGAGGGGAGGGGAUCCUUGCAACCAGAGGCGGCACUGCCAUCAUCAGCCCCCCAUCACUGCUGCUCACAGUCGUCACCCACCCCACCCCAGCCAUACCAGAAGGGAGCAAGAAGACGACGAGAUGAUGGCGGACGAGCGCUUGCCUCAAAUGGCCGGCGCCCGCAUGGUUCUCGCUAGAGCGGCUGGAUCCUCCGCACGGAAACGCGCCCGCGGUUGAUUAGGUCCGCUGUGGGCCCCCCUGGCUCGCCGCGUCCGCGCGAGGCGUCGUCGUCUGCUGCGGCGGCGGCUUGUGGUUAUAGUGGACUGUGGAGUACUGAGAGGACAGCAGGCAGGCGUCACCUGCGUGAAUGGUCAUCAUGGCUGGGAUGCUCCCCGGCGUGGAGUGCGCGCGGCGGCGGCGGCUCCGGCAGGGUGCGGAGGCGGCCGGAGGAGGCACGAGGCGGUCCUCCUUCUGCCUGUACGCGGCCGGCCACGGCGGUGCUGGUGGCCUUGGCGGCGGCGGCAAUUCUGGCAAGCAGCAGCGGAGCGGCGUGAUGGAGAUGAUCCACGGGUGGACGCUGGACAGCAAUGCCCGGGAGGCCAAGGAGCGGCUGGACCAGAAGCUGCGGAGCAAGAGGGAGGCCGCCAUCAAGAGGCAUCACAGCACGGGGAGCAUAAAGCUGAGCAGACCGCACCGGAGCGGAAGCGGCGGUACCGCCGCCUCCGCCGGCGCCGUCGCGGACGAACGCGGCGAGUGCUCGGCGAUGUCCGGCGUGCAGCGGGAGGUGUACUCGAAGAAAGGCGUGAUGCGGCGCCUGAUGCGGUGGAGCCGGCCGCGGUGGGCCGCGGCGGAGCAGGCGGAGUGCGCGGUGUGCCUGGACGAGUUCCGCGCCGGCGACGUCCUGGCGCACCUCCCCUGCGGCCACCGCUUCCACUGGUCCUGCGCUCUGCCCUGGCUCGAGGGCACCUCACGCUGCCCCUUCUGCCGCGCCGCCGUCGACGCCGCCGCCGCCAGUAAUAAUUAAUCCCCACGCCACCGCCACCGCCACCGCCUAGCGCCUACACAGAGGCUCGAUCGGGGCCUCUUGCCCGCGGCCGCGGUGCCGCCGGGUCGACCCAGCGAGCGCCUUUUGUCGUCGCUGUCGACCCACGCCAGCCAUUGCCACGCUAGUGGAAUGGUGACUGGCCUUGUGUGGCGCAGAGCGGAGCACGGGCGAAACGCGCACGAAGGAAGAAACCGUGGGUGCCUCGACGGUUUCGCACGCUUUGGGCGCACCACAAGGCAGAAUUCGGCAUAGGUUGUGCCGUUUUGCCCUUUCGCCGUGUCCUCUCGUCAAUCGGGAGCAAGGAGAGCGUUUUUUUGGUUGUUGUGGCGGCUGGAGCGAGUGAGCGACGCCGCCGCCGGGCAUUUCUGUUUUUGGUGUUGGCGGUUCCAGUACGUAAUGCAUGUGAAGAUGGUCGUCUGAAUGCCUGAUCUAGUAGAGGGGAAUAAAAAAAGAACUGUGAAUUAGAUCAAUCGCGCGCUCCGUGUACAGUGUUGUUACUUUGAACUUAAUGGUUGUCUGUUUGCUCGGUUCAAGAUACAACGCAGUUCUGUUGCAGGUCUCUUUAGAACGUAGUACUAGGAUCUA
Messenger RNA from Sorghum bicolor (sorghum), 1658 nucleotides. RefSeq names its product E3 ubiquitin-protein ligase RLIM-like. NCBI's taxonomy places the organism in Eukaryota, Viridiplantae, Streptophyta, Magnoliopsida, Poales, Poaceae. The record is from RefSeq and is a predicted model, not a curated record. Bases 396 to 1052 code for a protein of 218 amino acids. Gene Ontology annotation, molecular function: ubiquitin protein ligase activity. The transcript is spliced from 3 exons. Gene Ontology annotation, biological process: ubiquitin-dependent protein catabolic process.